Haliotis rubra (blacklip abalone) is the source of this 4094-nucleotide messenger RNA. RefSeq lists its product as uncharacterized. The record is from RefSeq and is a predicted model, not a curated record. The transcript has 2 exons. NCBI's taxonomy places the organism in Eukaryota, Metazoa, Mollusca, Gastropoda, Lepetellida, Haliotidae. The coding region runs from base 1744 to 3030 and encodes 428 amino acids.
GUACCGUAGAUCCGAACUUAAGUCCAAUCAACGCUACCUGUUCCGAAUUGAGUUUCCAAUCAUACCCACGCCCUUUCUAUUAUUGUUAUUUACAUUAGUUCACUCGGGCGUCUCACAACGACAACAGCGGACAAACGCACCUCAGGAUUCAACGUUACUGGCAUCUUAAUGGAGGGGCUGAGCCGAUGGAUAAAUCGAUUGCCGCGAGUUAAGAUCAACACCGACAGUGUACGGUUACUAAGGUGCAAAUUCGGGGAGGUCGAGUUUAUAUUGUGGAUUUAUUUGUCAUUUAGGGAAGGUUUACUCACUCAGACUUAGCCAGAACAGCGCGGUCGACAUUUAAAGCUUAAUAGUGUUCAGCGACAAAGUUUAACGUUCUUAUUCAGACCCCGAGUAGUCAAAUAUCACAGAUCGCCUGAUAAACGUACAGACGGGAUUAACCCAUGUUGGGCUCACUGACUUAGGGUCCAUGGAAUGCUGGGAGGAUUUGAGAGGGAGAUUGAGUCGCAGUCAUUUCAGGACAAGUGGUGGACGACUUUUGUUUGGAGAGUGUCAGGAAUUGCUGAAAUCCCGUGUGGAGAGUAUUUACCUGGAUAUCUUGAAUGGUGUAUAAGUGCGACGUGUUUGAGUGGGCGAAGAUUGUUUCAUGAUUAGAAAUUAGAGAUCUUCCGGAGAUAUCUCGGGAUAAACGUUCAUAGUGAAAUCAACGGAGACAGAUCAAGGAGAUCUGCACUUGCUGUUGUGGGAAGCAGACGACACGAUUCAGAAGCAGACGACAUGAUUUAGAAGCAGACGGCAUGACUUAGAAGCUGACACGAAAGUUCCAGAGACACGUGUUAUUAUACAGUUUGACUUCGGAAGCAGACGACAGGAUCUCACUUUACCGAUGCGUUCGAAUUCUGAGACAUUAAACGUGUACUUGUCGGUUGCAUCCGAGGCAGACGAACAGAGCCCUAGGGAUACUGGUUCUCAGUGAAAUAGUCCCAAUUCUUUCUCCUUACUCGCGAUGGAUGUUGCUCAUGUUGAGAACGUCUGGGUGUAUAUGUGAAUAUACCUGCACCGCUGUCUCAAGGAUGUCACAAAGAUUUCAACACGAUAUGACACUUCGUAAUGGAAGCAAGACGACUGAAACGGAAAUAACUCAUUACGUCAUUGUCCGGAAGCGACCGACUAUUCCAUGGGGACAAAUACCUUCACUAAACGUAAUCUCGGAGUAUGUAAUUGAUUAAUUGGUUCGAAGAUUUCGGCUUUUGAUUACAAAUGACAAACGACUGUUGAGGCAUAGCACGCCCAUUGAUAUUUGAUAAUCUUGAGAAAGUUCGCUCAGUCAGAUCAUUUAGUGCAGGAUUGCUGGCCAAGAGCUCGGAAUUCGCACAACGCUUUGCAGUCGUCGACGCGUUAUUGAUAAGACAAAUGUUAUGGGUGGUUUGGGAUCACAUUCAUUACGGAAUGACUGGCAGUCAACAUAAUACAGAACCUACCCGCCGUGGAUACAAUCUGUUACUGAGCCAAUUGUAGGCGAGACGCAUGGGUAUUCAACGACCUGUUACCUCUUCAGGGUCGUUUGUAUUGACGAAAACACGAUUGUGUACAUAUCUAACAACGGGUCGUACCGUGAAUGGCAAAAGUGUAUCGUUUGUGGAAAGGCCAACAAUGGUGGCGUAGCCGGUGGACAAAGCCGUUGCUACUCGCUGUCUUUGCUAGUCAAUAAGUUUAUAGAAAUUAGUUCAUAUAAGUGCCACAAUGCGAUCCAAAACGGGUAUAGCGCCUCGCCUGGCGAGCACUCGAGAUGUGUCUGGGAGUCAUGCCAAUUCGCCGUACCCCCAGUGGAUGAAAUCCUUAGAGGUGAAAUACCAGAAGUUACAUACGAAGAUUAUGCAAAGUACGAGUGUAAGCUCUGUCCGGCAGUUGUCAGGACCUCGGUCCAAGAGGUCAGAGGCCAGCGUUUCUCGGCUGAGUAACAGAACCCGUAACUCUAUACCGAUCAGACGAUCAGUGUGUAAAAGCAGUGUUGAUAUUGGGUUUGGGGGCACUGGAGCAGGGGUGACCGAAGUGGACGACUUCGAGGACGACGAUAGUGAUGAUGACAUUCUGAAGGAGACAAUGAAACCAGAUCCUUGUGUUCCUAGACGGGAGACUGUCCCGGAUGUCAAAUUGUGGCGGGACAGGUCCGAGGUUGCGAAGACAGCAGACGACAUUUUAAAAGCCUGUGGCGCGACGACGUGCAGGGUCUUGGACAACACGAACGCCAUGAACUCUCAGAUCAAGAAUGUGGGUCAUGCGACCAACGUGGCUCAGUCGAUGGAUACCCUUCUACCAACGCCACGAAAUGUUAACACAUCUGUGAGCAGAGUGAGUAAUAAGACUUCCAGAUCCUGCCCCGCUGUUAUUCAAACCGCAAAUGACUUCCCCAGACCGUCUGGUCUCAGACCAUCUCGACUACCCAGACCAACUAAACGAAAAAAUCUAAAACUAUUUUCACGUAUGUCGUUGGAGGCUCAACACGCUAUCAAUGAGACUUUGAACGAAAUGGGUGCAGAUAAUUCUAGUCCCAAGCCAGUAGCGUCAUGUGAAACGGGAAAUAAUGGCCAAAUAUUAAAUGAUACGGACCAAAGUGAUCUCGCCAUUGGUGUGCUAUCUACGUGUGAAGUUGAGGAUGGAUCUUUAGACAGUGCAAGGAGUUGUGCAUCAAGUAGUACCGUCACUGAGUUAAUGAACUCUAGAAACAGGAGAGGACUAAGGGGAGAUAAAUGCCUCUUUCCUCGGAUAGGUCUAAAAUCGAAUAUGUUACCUAAAUCCUCUUCAGUUGAAUCAUUGGACAAUGCAGAAGCAAUGCGAAUCCCAGGUGUAGGGAAGUAUAAUUUAAUGAAACGAGAGCGAACUUUUCAAAUAACAUUCGGUGACUUUGAUAUACGAUACAGGGACAUAAUCUCGUGCGAUCGGAGGGGAUCAGAGACGCCUCCAGCAGAGAUCCGAGAGAAAGCUAUAGCCAAAUGUACACAGUGGUUAGAGAAAUACACGCCUAGGUGAUACAUGGACGAUUUAGCUCAUUUAUAUAUUUCUUCACAUUUUCAGGAAAUCCUAACAGAAUUGUGAUUUCCGAUUGCUCUAUAUUUCAAAAGGUAGGUGGGUCGAUUUUAACAAAUGCACCUAUGUUGGAGAAUUACUCUAAAGGUUUUCAGCGUUUGGUAUAUUUCAUGUGUACUCUUUUUGUCUCGAUCAGUGAAACAGUGACACGGAGGUGAGAUUCGUCGCUGUUCGGGUAAUCAAAACCACAUGAAUGUGUUUGGUCAUUACGUAUUCUUUCAGAAUAUUCAUUAUCUGUACGUGUAUGUAUAUGCACAAACAAAUCGAAGAUACCUGCACAUUAUUGAGAAUUAUCGCUGAAAUGGCUUUUCGACACACGAAGGUAAUGAAAAGUUCAUUUCAAGACUUUUGCUACUUUGUCUUCAUAUGAAACUCGUUAAUUCUGGUGGGACCCAAUACUUCGAGUUAAAGAGGUUUCACUGCUUUUUAGCCAGUUUCUGGUGUUUGGGAAUGUUCGUGUUGGUGGGGUACCUUAUAACGCACAAACAUUGGCUAAGUCGAAGGGUAACAGCACAUCCCAAUGAACAGUAUUAUAUAUCACUCGUUAUAUGUCAUUUAUUUGUUUUAAUUGAGUAUUUCUUACGUAUGGGAUCCACUUCGAGACAUCCGUGUGUACAUGAGUAUUCAUUGUUGUGUGUUACGAAUAGAAUUAAGUUUGAUGCACCUUUUUCAAGCAGGCAAUCAGUGGGGUUUUCAAUGAAUUAUGUAUCAUGUAAUGCUAUGAUUGUUACCAAGAACACAUAGUAAUCGUGGUCACGUUAUUGUUAACAUUAGAGACCCACUACGGAAUGUAUUGUUUUUAAAAAUGUGGAAGCUUUUCUCAUAGGGCAAUAUAGACAAACUUUAUUAAGUACAACUCCUUUAUUUUGUGAGUGCGAUGUUUCGAUACAUAUUCUUUCAUUCCUGCUUGGCAAUUGUCCAAGAAUCUGUAUCGAAACACAACACUCACGAAAUAAAGAAGUUGAUAUCCAUAAAGUUUGUCUAUAUUGUGCUUCCCAUCUUCUAUA